This is a messenger RNA of Wallemia mellicola CBS 633.66, 510 nucleotides long. Its product is annotated as EF-hand. The transcript is spliced from 8 exons. The record is from RefSeq and is a predicted model, not a curated record. Lineage: Eukaryota; Fungi; Basidiomycota; Wallemiomycetes; Wallemiales; Wallemiaceae. Gene Ontology annotation, molecular function: calcium ion binding. The annotation marks the transcript as partial.
AAUUGGUUUGAGACAGUUGACAGGAACAAGAGUGGUCAGAUUGACGCACAGGAGUUACAAAUGGCUUUGGUUAAUGGUGACUAUUCAAACUUUGACUUAGACACUACAAAGAUGCUUAUUGGAAUUUUCGACGUUGAUAAGACCGGUACAAUCUCAAUUGAAGAAUUCGCAGGUGUAUUCAAGUAUAUCAACGACUGGCGCAACGUUUUCCAACACUUCGACGCAGACAGAUCAGGCUCAAUUGAGGGCCACGAGUUAGCAAAUGCUUUGGCUCAAUUUGGAUACAGACUUUCACCAUUCACCCUCCGUGUACUUGAAGACAAAUAUGGCGAAGGUGGUCGCUACGGUGGUGUCGGUGUUCAAGGGAUUUCAUUUGACCGCUUCAUUCGCGUAUGUGUAGCUGUAAAAACUCUCUCAGAGAACUUCCAAAGACUCGAUGUACACAAGAGUGGCUACGUCAAUAUGGACUACGAGUUAUUCCUGCAAUCGUACGACUUUUUUUCUUCUUAA